Molecule: messenger RNA, 7589 nt
Organism: Oppiella nova
Lineage: Eukaryota; Metazoa; Arthropoda; Arachnida; Sarcoptiformes; Oppiidae
Source: the annotation of a GenBank genome assembly
AUGCAUCGGCUGGUGUUAGAGAUGACGACUGAUAUCGGAGUGUCGGUGCGAUGGGAUCCGGUCACCCAACAGGAGAUUGAGGACUACGACUAUGACGGAGGCAACAGCUCCUCCCGACUCUUCGAGAGGUCCCGUAUUAAGGCAUUGGCAGAUGAGAGAGAGUCGGUCCAGAAGAAGACUUUCUGCAAGUGGGUUAACUCGCAUCUGGUUCGCGCCAACAGUCGCAUCACUGACUUAUACACAGAUCUGAGAGAUGGCAAGAAUUUAAUCAAAUUAUUGGAAAUCCUUUCGGGAGAGAGACUCCAGAAGCCGACCAAAGGAAAGAUGAGAAUCCAUUGUCUGGAGAAUGUGGACAAAGCGCUGCAGUUUCUGUUACGGGAACAGAGGGUCCAUCUCGAGAAUCUGGGCUCUCAUGACAUCGUCGACGGCAACCCUCGCCUUACUCUGGGCCUCAUUUGGACCAUUAUAUUGCGCUUUCAAAUACAAGAUAUCACUAUUGAAGAGGUGGACAAUCAGGAGACCAAAUCGGCAAAGGAUGCGCUGUUGCUAUGGUGUCAGAUGAAGACUGCCGGCUAUAACAGUGUGAACGUCCGGAACUUCACUUCCAGUUGGAAAGACGGUCUGGCUUUCAAUGCACUCAUUCAUAAACACAGACCAGAUUUGAUACAAUACGACAAACUCUCGAAAUCAAAUGCAAUCCAUAACCUCAACAAUGCCUUCAAUGUCGCAGAAGAAAAGUUAGGUUUGGCUACACUUUUAGACGCUGAAGAUGUGUUCACCGAUAAUCCGGAUGAGAAGUCUAUCAUCACUUAUGUCGUCACUUAUUAUCAUUACUUCUCGAAGAUGAAGGCCGAGACGGUUCAGGGCAGGAGAAUAGGCAAAGUUGUGGGACAGGCGAUGGACAACGAGAAGAUGAUGCAGGAGUACGAGAGCCUCACUUCAGAGCUCCUGAAAUGGAUUGAAAUGAUUAUUGAAGACCUCUCUGACAGAAAUUUUUCCAAUUCUUUGAAUGGAGUUCAGCAACAAUUGUCUGCAUUUAGUAAUUACCGAACCAUUGAAAAGCCGCCGAAAUUCAUUGAAAAAGGAAAUUUGGAAAUCCUUUUGUUCACUCUUCAGAGCAAAAUGCGAGCAAACAAUCAGAAGCCAUAUCUGCCAAAAGAAGGUAAAAUGAUAUCUGAUAUAAACAAAGCGUGGGAACGACUCGAAAAGGCUGAACACGAGCGCGAGUUAGCCCUCAGAGAAGAGCUCAUACGCCAAGAGAAGUUGGAACAGUUGGCCGCCCGGUUCGAUCGUAAGGCAGGAAUGAGGGAGACCUGGCUCAGUGAGAAUCAACGACUCGUCUCUCAAGACAACUUUGGCUUUGAUUUGCCAGCAGUGGAGGCGGCGGCUAAGAAACACGAGGCCAUUGAGACUGAUAUAUUCGCUUAUGAAGAGCGAGUCCAAGCCGUUGUUGCAGUGGCUCUCGAGUUAGAGGCAGAGAAUUACCACGACAUCGACCGCAUUAAUUCCCGUAAAGAUAAUGUCCUAAGACUUUGGAAUUAUUUGUUGGAAUUGUUGCGAAACAGAAGAACCCGUUUGGAAAUGUCGAUGGCUUUGCAGCAGUCCUUCCAGGAAAUGGUUUAUAUAUUGGACUCAACGGACGAAAUAAAAGCUCGUCUGCUCUCCGAUGACUUUGGAAAGCAUUUAAUGGGUGUCGAAGAUCUGCUUCAAAAGCACAGUCUGGUUGAAGCAGACAUCAAUGUUUUGGGCGAAAGAGUUAAGACAGUCGUCCAUAAUCUGCAGCACUUUAUUAGUGAAGAAUCUGCGAGUGGUUACCGACCCUGCGAUCCAGAGAUAGUCGACGAGCGCAUUAAGCAAUUAGAGGCGGCGUAUUCAGAACUGGUCCAACUGGCCAUUGAUAGGAGAGGUCGACUGGAAGAGUCGAGAAAGUUGUGGCAAUUCUAUUGGGAUAUGUCUGAAGAGGAGGCUUGGAUUAAGGAGAAGGAGCAGAUCCUGUCCUCUGCAGAGAUAGGACACGAUCUGACAACUGUUCAUUUGCUUAUCAGUAAGAAUAGAGCUCUUGAGGACGAGUUGGCGGCUCACGAACAACAACUCAUGGCUGUCGUCCGAGUCGGUGAUGAUCUCAUAAACGCCGGACAUUUUGGCGCCGAAAACAUUGAACAACGCAUUCAUGAAAUUAUGAGCGUUUGGGAUAACCUUAAGGAACUCCAAGCGUUGAGGACUAUGCGGUUAACCGAAGCCAUCGAUUUCCACCAAUUCUUUGCUGAUGCGGAUGAUGUGGACGCCUGGAUGUUAGACACGUUGCGUUUGGUCUCCAGUGAAGAUGUAGGCGUCGAUGAGGCCAACGCACAGUCUUUGCUUAAGAAACACAAUGAAAGCGCUGAGGAGUUGAAGAGCUACUCAUCCGUUAUCGACGCUCUCAAAGAACAGUCGCUCUCUUUAGGAGAAGCCGAUAGACAGGACCCGGAGGUGUUGGACAGGAUUGCGACGAUUGAGCGCCGCUAUAAAGAACUGCUCGAAUUGACUAAACUCCGAAAGCAACGCCUUUUGGACGCCAUUUCACUCUACAAACUGUUCAGUGAAGCGGAUGGAGUCGAGCAAUGGAUUGCAGAGAAGGAGAAGAUGUUGUCGUCGAUGGUUAUGAGCAGAGAUAUGGAGGACAUCGAAGUCAUGAAACAUCGCUUCGAGACCUUCGAUCAGGAAAUGAAUUCCAACGCCUCGAGAGUGGCUGUCGUUAACCAAUUGGCGCGACAACUGCUGAACGUCGAGCACCCGAACUCCGAACAAAUCCUCGCGCGUCAGAACCAACUCAACCAAAGAUGGGCUGAAUUGCGCGAUAAUUCCGAACAAAAACGGGAGGAAAUCAAUUCGGCUCAUGGAGUCCAGACAUUCCAUAUUGAAUGUCGCGAAACAAUCUCUUGGAUCGAAGAGAAGACAAAACUUUUGCAGUCAACUGAAGAGUUGGGAAACGAUUUGACGGGUAUUAUGACUUUGCAAAGAAGACUCAGUGGAAUAGAAAGAGAUUUGGCGGCCAUUCAGGUCCAAUUGGAUCAGUUGGAGACCGAAGCAGAUAAGAUGAAAGCCGAUCAUCCGGAAGAAGCGCAGGCUAUCACUGAAAGAGUGGGCCAAAUAUCACAGGUUUGGGAACAGUUGACACAAUUACUGAAGGAUAGGGACGCGAAACUUGAGGAGGCGGGAGAUCUGCAUCGUUUCCUCAGAGAUUUGGAUCACUUCCAGGCGUGGCUCACGAAGACUCAGACAGACGUGGCUUCUGAGGACACGCCCAACAGUUUAGCCGAAGCAGAGAAGCUAUUGAGUCAACACCAGCAGAUCCGCGAAGAGAUCGACAACUAUACCGAGGAUUACAAUUCAAUGAUGGAAUACGGCCACAGAAUAACUCACGACCAGACGGACCCGCAGUACAUGUUUUUGCGCGAACGGCUGAAAGCCCUGAGCGACGGCUGGACUGAGUUGUAUAAGAUGUGGGAAAAUAGACAGCAGUUGUUGUCGCAGAGUUUGAAUCUUCAAAUGUUUUUACGCGAUUCAAAACAAGCAGAAGUAUUACUCAAUCAACAGGAGAACUAUCUGUCGAAAGACGAGACGCCCACAAACCUGGAACAGGCGGAGAACCUCAUCAAACGACACGAGGCUUUCUUGACCACAAUGGAAGCCAACGACGAUAAAAUCAAUGGUGUUAUUCAGUUCGCGCACAGACUUAGCGAAGAACAACACUUCGAUUCCGACAAAAUUGUGAGAAAAGCUGAGAAUAUUAACGACAGAAGACAAUCAAAUAGAGAGAGGGCUCAGCAGAUGACUGACAAACUCAGGGAUGAUCUCCAAUUACAUCAGUUCCUCCAGAAUUGCGAUGAACUUAACGAAUGGAUUCAAGAGAAGUAUAUCAUAGCUCAGGACGAGACCUACCGAAGCGCUAAAACAGUUCACAGUAAAUGGACGCGACAUCAGGCCUUUGAGGCGGAGAUUGCAGCCAAUAAGGACCGACUCGUUGGUGUUCAACAGGAGGGCCAGAAUCUGGUUCAAGUGAAGCCCUCAAUGCGCUCCUUAGUUGAGCCUAAAUUGGCUGAAUUGCAGCAACAAUUCGAAGCACUCGAGAGCACUACCAGUGAAAAGGGUCUUAAAUUGUUUGACGCCAACCGACAAGUUCUCUACGAACAGACCUGUGAUGACAUCGACACUUGGAUUACUGAAUUGGAGAGCCAGGUGUUGACAUCAGAGACCGGACAGGACUUGACAAGUGUUAAACUAAUACUAGAGAAGCAACAAAUGAUUGAAACCCAAAUGGCUGUCAAAGCGAAACAAGUGAAUGAAUUGGAGUCUCAGGUCGAGUACUUGGAGAAGAUUGAACCCGAAAAGACCGAUGAGAUUAAGGCCAAGAAGGUGUACGUCGAGGAGCGCUUCCAACGACUACAGGCGCCACUACUCGAGCGAAAGCAACAGUUGCUUAAGAAGAAGGAGGCGUAUCAGUUCAGACGAGACGUUGAGGACGAGAAGAUGUGGAUUCAGGAGAAGAUGCCUUUGGCCACCAGCUCUGACUUCGCCAACAGUUUGUUUAGCGUUCAGAUGCUUAUCAAGAAGAACCAGUCGUUGAGGACGGAAAUCGAUAACCACGAGCCAAGGAUUCUUAAUAUCUGUGAAAAUGGACGCAAACUUAUAGACGAAGGGCACGAAGACUCUUCGGAAUUCCAGCGUCUGAUCAAUGAGUUGAUGGAAAUGUGGGAACAACUCAAAGACAAAAUGAAUAAUAGAAAGCAUAAACUCUUGGAAUCGGAAAGAGCCCAACAGUACUACUUCGACGCCUCUGAAGCCGAGUCUUGGAUGAGUGAACAGGAGUUAUAUAUGAUGGUCGACGACAGGGGUAAGGAUGAGUUCAGCGCUCAGAACCUCAUGAAAAAACACGAAACACUUGAAAAUGCUGUCGAAGACUACGCGGAGACCAUUAGGCAAUUGAACGAUACAUCUAAACAACUCAUCACUGAAGGACAUCCGCAAAGUGAACCGAUUGGUGUCCGGCAAUCACAAGUUGACAAACUCUAUGCGGGUCUUAAGGAUCUGGCGUUAGAACGACGCGCCAAACUCGAAGAGGCGCUCAAGUUGUUCUCAUUGAACAGAGAAGUCGAUGACAUAAUGCAAUGGAUUGCAGAGCGCGAAGUGGUGGCCGGUUCUCACGAAUUGGGUCAGGACUUCGAUCAGGUGUCUGUUCUUAGGGAACGGUUUAAGGCAUUCGCCAGAGACACAGAAGUGACCGGAAAUGAAAGGGUUUCUGUUGUUAACGAGAACGCGGAUCAUCUGAUCAAUAGUGGACACGCAGACAGCGCCACAAUUGCUGAAUGGAAGGACACCCUUAACGAGGCGUGGGCUGACCUCUUGGAACUGAUCGAAACCCGGACUCAAAUGCUGUCCGCGUCCUGGGAUUUGCAUAAAUACUUUCACGACUGUAAAGAUGUCUUCGGACGCAUCGUUGAGAAACAGAACUCAAUGUCUGAUGAGUUGGGUCGGGACGCCGUCUCUGUGUCGAGUCUACUCCGAAAACAGGCCAACUUUGAGCACGACUUACAAACCCUGGGAAAUGCUGUUCAACAGAUCCGCGAAGAGUCUGGAAAACUGCAAACGGCUUAUGCGGGCGAACGGGCCCGAGAUAUAGUGAACAGAGAGGCCGAAGUGGUGAACGCGUGGCAGAGACUGCUCUCACUGUGCGACGGACGCAGAGUUAAACUCGAAGACACGGGCGAUCUCUUCCGGUUCCUAAAUAUGGUCCGCGAUUUGAUUCUAUGGAUGGAUGACGUCGUCAGACAAAUGAACACUUCGGAGAAACCGCGGGAUGUUUCUGGAGUUGAGCUCUUAAUGAAUAAUCAUCAGAGCCUUAAAGCGGAGAUCGACGCCCGCGAAGACAACUUCUCCUCAUGUGUUAGUUUAGGUAAAGAACUUCUGGCGCGAAGUCAUUACGCAUCGAAUGAGAUAAAGGAGAAGCUGUUGGCGCUGACCAAUCAGAGGAAUGGGCUCAUGAAUCGAUGGGAAGAACGUUGGGAGCACUUGCAGCUCAUCCUCGAAGUCUAUCAGUUCGCGAGGGACGCGGCUGUGGCUGAGGCAUGGCUUUUGGCUCAGGACCCAUACCUUUUGAGUCGGGAAUUGGGACAUACCAUCGAUGAAGUGGAUCAACUGAUUAAAAAACACGAGGCCUUUGAGAAGUCGGCGUCAGCACAAGAGGAGAGAUUUGCAGCUCUGGAACGACUGACUACGCUUGAGUUAAAAGAACAGGAAAACCCAUUACAAGAAGUUGAUAGAAGAAGAGCUUAUGACGAACUCGAUGAUCAUAUGCGGAGAUCUGGAUAUUACGAUUCGUUUGAACUCAAAGAAUACAAACAACAAGAAGAAGAGGCAGAACGGCGUCGAUAUGAAGAGCAACAGAAAUUAAAGCCUCAGAAGUCUAUAUCACCCGAUGAACAGCCCUAUGACAGAGCCGACGGCACAGAAGUCGGACCUUCCGGUGAUGUGGAAGUCGAGGAGAAGAUUGAAAAGGUCGUGAUUACUCCUAAAACUCCGACCCUUUCGACUGUAUCGGAAGCGACAGCUGUUUCCACACCUUAUUCCAGAUCUCCAUCUCAGCCGCGCUCUGUUCAGACCACCCCCGUCCCUUCCAAAGACAAGAGGUCUAAGAGAUCGCGAUCUAAGUCGCCGUUCAGCAGUUGGAGACGCAAAAAGUCGCCCUAUUAUGACACAGACUCGUCAUCCGUGUCAGAGAGACACAGCACUGCCGACGAGGAUAUCAUAAUCGAGGGCUCACUUAAUCGCAAACACGAAUGGGAGUCCACCACAAAGAAGGCCUCCAACAGAUCCUGGGAUAAAGUGUAUGUAGUGUUAAGAAGUGGUCAACUGUUGACAUACAAAGACCAGAAGCACUUGAGACAAGACCGAAGCAGUGAAGCUGCCAUUGAGUUGAAGGGCGUUGUCAUAGAAGUGGCCACAAAUUACACCAAAAAGAAACACGUGUUUAGAGUGAAGCUCCCGAAUGGCGCCGAAUAUCUGUUCCAAGCGAAGGAAGACGAAGAGAUGAGUCUAUGGAUGAGUAAAAUUCAAGGCGCCAUCACUGAGACGGAGUCGUCUCCCGGCCCCUCACGAUCACAAACAAUGCCCGCGAAGGGAGACGACGACCGCAAAGAUGAGCCCAAAAAGCGAGGGUUUUUCACGUUAAAGAAAAAAUAGUUAAUAAUUAUUUUUAAGACAAUAAGAGAUAAUAGAGUUUACGAUAUAUUUAAAGCGUUGAACCGAUUAAUAAGUUCGACAAACAGUUAGUCAAAGCAUUUUGUAUUGAAUUGUGCCGUUCAGUGGCUGUGCUUCCCAUUCAUUGAUAACCAUUCACUUGAGACAAAACACCACCAGAAUUGCAGUUAUUUUAAACAAUUUGUGCACAUAUUUUAUGCGACAAAUUCUUAGCAAUUAUUUUAUUAACCAUUUGAUUGAUGGAAAUUUAAAGGCAGUCUAUUUCGACAAUUUGUCGCACAUUUAGUUCAAAAUCAUGUUUUAGAUUGACUUUUAAUUGCAAUCAUUAUUCCUAAGAUUUUUUUGACUGAAAC